This is a messenger RNA of Spinacia oleracea (spinach), 1924 nucleotides long. RefSeq lists its product as uncharacterized. Bases 138 to 1628 code for a protein of 496 amino acids. The record is from RefSeq and is a predicted model, not a curated record. Gene Ontology annotation, cellular component: trans-Golgi network; early endosome; recycling endosome. The transcript has 10 exons. Lineage: Eukaryota; Viridiplantae; Streptophyta; Magnoliopsida; Caryophyllales; Amaranthaceae. Gene Ontology annotation, biological process: receptor recycling; endosome organization; retrograde transport, endosome to Golgi.
UACAAGUCUAACGCUACCAUUCUACUCCUGAGUAGUCCAUAACUUCCAAGCUCCAACGACAUCUUAACCGGAAAACAAAACCUAAGCAAACCCCCCAUUUUUGCACUCUCUCCUUUUAAGCUCAAUCAAAUUCAUCAAUGGCGACAAACGGAGCUCCUGCGAUAACUGAGGAUACAGAAGCCAGCCUUCAGAAGAUCAAGCGGCAAUUAGCUUCGAAUUCGGGUCGAAAUCUGUUACAAGGCCCUCUUUAUAAACGAUCUGAAACUUUGAGGAAAUGGAAUGAGAGAUGGAUGAUUUUAGAUCCUAGUACAGGGAAAAUGGAAUACAAGUUAAAGAGAAAUGAGCCAAAUGUCAAGGGGACCAUUUUAUUUGACGCAAAUAGCACGAUUACCUUGUCACCUGUGAAUUUCCAGGGACUACCAAAGUAUGACGGGUGUUGCAUCUAUAUCGGAACCCCGCAGAAGAAGGACUAUUUCCUUUGUGCAGAAACUCCAGGUGCUGCAAGAGCUUGGGUGUCAACUUUACAUGCGGCCCAGUUAGUCCUUAAGGCUCAUAAAGAGGCUGUAAAUUCGUUAAGUGGAAGUGGUUCUGCUCAACUUGGCACAGUUGCUACUGUUGUUGCUGCUGCAAAUUCAACUGCACUGGAGGCCUCAAAAGAAAUUGAGGCAGCAAUGAAGGUUUCCUUAAGAAAUGCUCUGGGAUCCAUGUUGAGCAAAUCCCCUGAAGGCCAAAUGGACAAUACAGCAAUCUUGAAGGAAACUUUACGGGUGAAAGAUGAAGAGUUGCAGAACUUGGCUCGUGAGCUCCGUGGAAGGGAUUCUGCAAUAAAGGAAUUAACAGAAAAGUUAUCUGAUACUGCUCAAGCUGCAGAGGCUGCUGCAUCUGCAGCUCAUAAAAUGGAUGACCAAAGGAGAAUUGCUUAUGCUGAAAAGGAGCAGAUCAAAGAGGGUUACAAGAAACAGUUGGAGUCUACUAUGGUUAAGUCAAGAGAAACUGAAGAGAAGGUGGUGGCUCUAAGUAAAGAAAUAGAGCAACUGAUUAAGCAGCGAGACUCAGCUAUUCAGGAGGCACAUUUAUGGAGAAGCGAGCUUGGGAAGGCUAGAGAUCGUAAUGUGAUAUUGGAAGCAGCUGUUGUGAGAGCGGAGGAGAAGGUGAGGAUGACGCAGACAGAUUCUGAAACCAGAAUAAAGGAAGCUGCAGAGAAGGAAUCAGCAGCUUUGCAUGAGAAGCAAGAGCUUUUGAAUUAUGUGAAUGCAUUACAGAUGCAGCUUCAGAGGCAGCAAAUUGACACAAAACAAGUAUUUGAGAAGGCAGAAACUAGUUCUGACAUGGAAGACACGCGUCCACUGACUAAGCAUGUGGACUCAUCUGAUGAUAAAGCAUGUCUUAGUGUCUCAAAAACAGUUCCAGUGACUGAGGAUAGUGCUGUUGGUUUAUCUGAUGCAGAGCAGGGUAAUGAUCAUCCGAUUGGUGAUGGUCAAUGGAACGAUAUUCAAGCUACAGAAUCAAGAAUAGCGGAUGUAAGAGAAGUUGCUCCUGAUAUACAAGGAAGGAGCCUGGACAUUCCUGUAGUCAACUCACCAUUGAAUGACCAGCAAGAGCAAGAAGGCUCCUUUCCUCAAAAUUGACAAUGUUUAAAUUUCUCGAAAGCAGUUUGUGAUGUACAUGAAAGUGAUGACAGGAGCUCCUUCCACUGCAGGAACUCUAAACCUUAACGAUUGUAAUUCUUGUAGAAAUGCCUAGUGCUGAAAAUUAUAGCGAGUUUUUUUCUGGGUCGGAACAAGAUUUGAUAUUGUUUACAUCUUGUUGAGAAUUGGAUGAAACCUUACCCCCGAAUAUGAGACAUUUGUACAAAUCAUAUCGGAUAUUAGAUAUAGAAUUGAAGGAAAUAAAACAAUUGAAGGUUAACUUUGAAGGUCUUUAA